UGCGUUUAAGCCAGCACACGAUGCUUCUCAUGAUCAUUGUUCGUGUUAUUAUCCUGGGCAUAUUCUGACUGUGCUAUAGGCCUGAUAUGGCAAUACGGGCCCACCCCGGAUGAACAAGCCUUCAAAAUCCUCAAGACCGCUCUCGCAGCUGGGGCGAAUGUCUGGAACGGCGCCGACUUCUACGGCACCCCGGACAACAACUCCCUGCAUCUGAUGAAACGGUAUUUCACCACCUAUCCGGAGGACGCCGAGCGGGUCGUCUUCACGGUCAAGUCCGGGCUGGUGUCGAUGAAGACCUUCACCAUGGAUUGUUCGCGCGCGGGGCUGCGCAAGUUUGUGGACAACGCCCUGAGGAUCUUGGAUGGGAAGAAGAAGAUCGAUGUCUUUGGCUUGGGGAGAGUGGACCCCAACGUGCCUGUCGAGGAGAGCGUGCGGGCGCUCGCGGAGCUCAGGGAGGAGGGCAAGAUCGGAGGCAUCCAGUUGAGUGAAGUCCGCGCGGACACGAUCCGCCGCGCGGCGAGCGUGACGAAGAUUGAUAUGGUCGAGGCCGAGGUCAGUCUCUGGUCGCGGGAGGUGUUUGAGAACGGGGUGGCGGAGGCCUGCGCGGAGAACGGGAUUGUCCUGGUGGCGCACACGCCUCUGGGUGCUGGGAUGCUGACGGGGACGAUCAAGUCGGUGGACGAUCUGCCGGAAACGCACCACCGCACGGUGCCCCGCUUCCAGCCUGAUAGCAUCGCCCAGAAUCGUCUGCUGGUGGAGGCGAUGGAGGCCGUCGCGGUGGCAAAGGGUUGCUCCGUGGCUCAGCUGGCGUUGUCUUGGUUGAAGGCUCAGGGUAGGAAGCCUGGAAUGCCGGUCAUUGUACCGAUUCCGGGUGCGCGCUCCGAGGCACGGGUGCUGGAGAAUGUACAGGAUGUUGAGCUGACCGAGGAUGAGCUUGAGGAGAUCGAGGUCAUCCUCAAAAAGUAUCCCGUAGCGGGCGCGAGGUAUCCCCCGGCCGCGGCGAGGUUGAAUGAGUACUGAAAAGGGAUAUCGUUCCAGGGAUUUUCGCAUGUUAAAUUAGAAAUUCGUUCCUCCCAAAUUUGAGCCACAUUCUCCAGACACUCCGUGAAUCCUCGGCGGAGGAUGUUAAUAUUUUCUUUACAGUGGCUCGUUGCCCGGGGGCUUGGAUUGUCGACAGUCGAAGCAUCUGGUCAUGAAGAGAUGACUCUAGAUGACCCAACUGCAGUUCUUGGGUUUUGGCCACGUAUAGAUGCCAAAGUAGAGUAUUUAAGGACAGGUCGCAAGGUUGCUGAGACGAAAGAA
Molecule: messenger RNA, 1302 nt
Organism: Aspergillus brunneoviolaceus CBS 621.78
Lineage: Eukaryota; Fungi; Ascomycota; Eurotiomycetes; Eurotiales; Aspergillaceae
Product: Aldo/keto reductase
Exons: 1
Coding region: 214-1020 (268 amino acids)
Cellular component (GO): cytoplasm
Source: RefSeq, a predicted model, not a curated record